Molecule: messenger RNA, 483 nt
Organism: Knipowitschia caucasica
Lineage: Eukaryota; Metazoa; Chordata; Actinopteri; Gobiiformes; Gobiidae
Source: the annotation of a GenBank genome assembly
AUGUUUCAGACACAGUAUUUGAUCAUCGAGAACUUCAUUCCUCCGGAGGAAAAGAACAAAAUCAUGAACAGACUCUCGUUUGACCCCGAGGAGGACCAGUGGAAGUUCCAGCCUCUGGUUCAGUCUGAGAGUAAAUCGUCGCAGAUGAAGAAAAGACCGUCCUCCGCCGUCGGGUACAAGCGUCCAAUCACAGCGUCCGCCCGAGUCGCCAUGACCAGAGGCCCUCGGCCCAGAUACAGGGCGGAGAACGUCAUGCUCCUGGAGCUGGACAUGAAUCCUCUCAACAUCAGCUCUCCAGACCGAUUCUCUGAGACCGACCAGACCGACCAGACCCAGAGCCCCAGCCCGCCCCAGGACUCCUCCCCUUCCAAAGACAGCGCCGUCCACAAGUCCGACUCCUGGUGUCAGUCCCAGAAGUCCCUGAAGUCGUCUCCGUCCAAUGGUUCUCUAGCGGCUUGUCCAACUCCUGCUGUGGCACAAUAG